This is a messenger RNA of Pipistrellus kuhlii (Kuhl's pipistrelle), 2922 nucleotides long. RefSeq names its product mixed lineage kinase domain like pseudokinase (gene MLKL). Gene Ontology annotation, molecular function: ATP binding; protein kinase activity. Gene Ontology annotation, biological process: protein phosphorylation; cell surface receptor signaling pathway. The transcript is spliced from 11 exons. The record is from RefSeq and is a predicted model, not a curated record. The coding region runs from base 402 to 1820 and encodes 472 amino acids. NCBI's taxonomy places the organism in Eukaryota, Metazoa, Chordata, Mammalia, Chiroptera, Vespertilionidae.
AACCGCUCAGGAACGGGCUCCAGGACCCAGGGCACCAGAGCGGCGCGCGGGCAGCAAGAACCACUUGAAAAGCUCCCGGGCCUGUGAGACUUCCCUGUCCACGUGCCGGCCCUGGGGCGGUGGCCUCUGGAGGGCGCAGGACCCAACGGUUGGUUCGGGCACAGCCCCACCCCGGACUUUACGACAGACAGACAGACGGUCCAGCUGCGCGCAGAGGGGGCGGGAGCGCAGAGCGCAGACUCCUGGCGGGAACGGGGCACAGGUGCCCGGAUUCCCCGGUGGCCUCGCGUCUGCAGAGCCUCGUGCUGGGCAUCGGCAGCCUCUGCGCGGCGGGAGGGGCCUCCUGGACGGCGCCCCGGACAGACUGCACGCCUUCGGGAGGGACAGGGUUUCUUCUAGGUAUGAAUGAACUGCGGACCGUCAUCACCUUAGGCCAGGAUGUGUACAAACAAUGUGAGAUGAUGCGGCACUGCGAGGGACAGUGCAAGCGUCUGAGGAGGCGCAUCCACGGCCUGCUGCAGCCUCUGAAAAAGCUCCAGGACCAGGGAGCGGGGCACCUGUCCCCGGAGAUCAUCGCUGCCCUGGGCAACUUCCAGACUGCCCUCAAGGAAGCUCAGAGGAAGAUAGAUAAGUUCAGCGAUAAGUCCAAUCUCCGUAAGUUCCUAACCUCGGGGAAGAACAAAGAACUCUUCACAGACGUGAACAGUCGGCUGAACGAUGUCUACCAGGAGCUCUCGCUGGCGCUCCAGGUGGACCAGUGGGUGUCUGUUUCCAGCACCAGCAAAGAAGCCUGGGAGCAGGAAGAUCAGCGGGAUGCAGAGGAAGACUGGCAGGUCUUCCAAACCGAAAGUGAAUUUGUCGAAGCUUCAGUGGAGCAAGUGAAAAAUGAAGUGGGAAAAAUCUUUAAGCACUACAUAGAGAAGUCAAGGAAGGCGAUCCUAACGUAUGAAGUCAAGGAGAUUAAUAAGAAGGAUAUUUCAGUUUUGAAAUCGCUAAAGAAAAACGAAUUCAGCGAAGUUUUUGAAGGAAAAUAUUUCGAAUCUACAGUGGCCAUAAAAGUAUUCAACAAUGUCCAGAGCAGACACCCUAACAUGGUGAGGCGUGUUUUCAAAAAUGAGGCCAUGACCAUGAAGAAAUUUGAUUCUCCUGACAUCCUGCAUAUAUAUGGGAUUUGCAUUGAUGAAACAGUGACCCCACCUCAAUUCUCCAUUGUCAUGGACUACUGUGAGCUCGGGACCCUGAGGGAACUGCUGGAUAAGAAAAAGGACCUCACAUUGGCUGACCGCAUCACCCUGGCCAGGGGGGCAGCCAAUGGCUUAUGCAGGCUGCACCAUUCUGAACCCCCUGAACUCCACAAAAACAUCAGCAGCAGGAGCUUCCUAGUAACUAAAGACUACCGAGUGAAGCUUUCAGGAUUUAAGUUGAGCGAAACACAGACUUCCAUCGGCAGAACAACUAAGAGAAAAAAAGAAGAGAGGGUCAAUUCCACAGCAUAUUUCUCACCUCAAACAAUGAAAAAUCCGUAUAUUAAAAAAGAUAUAAAAGCUGAAAUAUACAGCUUUGGAAUUGUCCUCUGGGAAAUCAUCACUGGGAAGAUCCCGUUUGAAGGCUAUGAUUCUAAAAAGAUCUGCCAGCUGGUGGUUAAGGAUCAGUACCAGGAGCCACUGGGUGAAGAUUGCCCUCCACAGUUGCGGGAGAUCAUUGAUAGUUGCCGGGCUUACGAGCCCUCCAGGCGGCCCUCUGUUAAGGAAAUCUCAGAGAAACUGACUAUCUUUUCCAAGUUGUGGUCUGAAACUGAAACUAAGAAGUCCCCUGAAUAAGAAACUGGAAGAGGCGAAAGCUGGGCAUCUGUCUCUCUCCUAUCCUAAGCAUGAAGUUAUUCAUGGGUUUAGGGAGGCAGCCCUUCUCUGUUACAAAGAGAAAACAGUCCAGUCCUGCAGAGCACAUCCCCCUCUAAACGAUACUGUCAAAAAUAUGUCUCUGAUAACUGUGAUAGAUGUUUCACAAACAGAGGGAGACAUUUUAUCUCUCUCUGUAUGGACACCUCUUAGCACUGUGACUUUGCAGCUUCUCCCAUGGCAAAAUGGAAUCUACACAUGAAACUAAUAUGUCAUGGUAUGUCAAUUAUAUUUCAAUUGAAAAGAAAUACUCUCUCUUACAAACUAAAAGGUUUAUAGAUGAUGCAAUGAUAUAUCUGGGGUUUAAUUUUAAACAAUCCAGGUGGGAAAGGGAAAUAAUUAUUGUUAAAGAAAAAAGUAAAAUAAGAUUAGCCAUGAGUUGCUAACUACUGAAUCUGGAUGAUGGGUACAUAGUGGUUCAUGUAGUCUUCUCUUCUGAAUAUGCUUAAAACUUUCCACAUAAAAUGAUUCUUUGAAAGGGGGGGAAAAUAAAACUAACUUCUCCACUACUUGAAUCUAGGCUAGUAUUGUGAGUGGCUUUGGCCAAUAAAAUGCAGAAGUGAUGGUGUGCCCAUUCCAAGCCAAGGCUUCAAGAGGCCUUAUACAUUUCCACUGCCUCUCCUGGAACCCUACCCAGACAUGAACUGGGGUACUGUGCUGGAGAAUAAGAGAUCCAUAAAGCAGGGACAACUGAACCCAGUUGGCCCAGUCACAUGAGUGAGGCCAGUCAACACCAGAAGAACCACACAGCUGAACCAGACCAAACUGUCCCUUUAGCCCUCACCAGUUUGGCUCAGUGGCUAGAGCAUUGACCUGCAGAUUGAAGGGUCCUGGGUUCAAUUCCGGUAGAGGGAGCAUGCCCAGGUUGCAGGUCCGGGUAGGGGGUAUGCAGGAGGCAGCCAAUCUGAUUCUCAUCAAUGAUGUUUCUCUCUCUCCCUUCCUCUCUGAAAUCAAUAAAAAUAUUUUGUUUUUUAAAACUGCCCAUUCACAAAAUUAUGACCUAAAUAAAUUAUUGUUGUCUUAA